GUCUUGUCGUCGUUGCGUUCUCGAGAGACGUGACCGAGCGAGCGUCCCCCUCUCUGCGAUCGAUUGCAACGCCUGCUCAUUGCUGUACCCUCGCCAUGGCGUCGUGUCUCUGCUCUCUCAGUAACAGAAAGUGGCCGCCUCUCCGCUGUUGCUGCCGACUCAAAGCUCACAGACUCGCUCGGCGCCCCAAACCGCCAUUUUGGAGUCAGAGAACCGAGAGUCGGCAGCAGCGACGAGAGAGACGAACGGGGGCACACGGGGCCGAGGGUUUUUCCACCUUUGUCUGAUCAUUUGUCUUGGAAUCAAGAGCAAUGACACCCUUUACUGAGAAGUAAAAGUUCCUGCCCUGCCGGGCAGAGGUGUCUGUGUCGCAUGGCGUCAGGGCAGGGUGGCCGGCUGGCGCUUGGGGCAUCAGGGAGCUCUGGCCUGGCCAAACCUCUCUACCUGCAGCGCUUAGAAAGAUCCCUGAGGUUGGACAGUUUCCUGCGCCAGACCACCACCAUCUUCAACGGAGACAUAACCAGUGACGACAGUGACGACAGUGAUGACAGUGAUAGUGCGUUGGGGACGGGCCUAUCGCUGGACCACUCCACUCAACAUACAGCUUUGACAGUGAAGAGUGAGCCGUGUGAACAGGGGGAUGGGUUGGCUGAGGUCAAGCCCCUCAAUGGAGUUCUGCUGCAAGGCAAAGACCAAAAGGCAGAUAAAACAUGCCUCUACAAUUUCUCCAAGCUGAAGAAAAACAGGAAAUGGCUCAAGAACAUCCUGUUGAGUGACGACACCACAGACUCGGACACGGACUCAGACGACUCUGAUUUCUGUUUGUCUCGGGAGGAGCUGCAUGACAUGCUCAGACUCCAUCGCUAUACCAGGCAGCAUCAGAGCAAGUUCCACUCUGACCGGGAGCUUCACCAAUAUCAGUACUACAGCACUGGACUCCUCUCUACUUACGACCCCUUCUACGAGCAACAGCGCCACCUACUGGGCCCAAAGAAGAAGAAAAUCAAAGAUGAGAAGAAAUUCAAGGCCAAACUGAAAAAGGUGAAGAAGAAGAAGAAACGUGGAGAGGGAGACUUUAUGGAAGAGGGCCGUACUUAUGUCACCAAGAGCUUCGCCAAGUUUUCCCAUGAUGCACCUCUGCCCGUGGUGAAGAAGAAACAUCUGACUAUUGAGCAGCUGAACGCACGGCGACGUAAGGUCUGGCUCACCAUCGCCAAAAAGGAGAUCCCCAAGUCUUUCAAGCAGAAGACUUCUGCAAAGAACCUGGUGUUGACCAAUGCCAAAAAGCUGGCUCACCAGUGCAUGCGAGAAGUGCGGCGUGCGGCCAUCCAGGCUCAGAAGAACUGUAAGGAGACGUUACCCCGGGCUCGACGCCUCACCAAGGAGAUGAUGCUUUACUGGAAGAAAUAUGAGAAAGUGGAGAAGGAGCACAGGAAGAGGGCAGAGAAGGAAGCCCUGGAGCAACGUAAGCUGGACGAGGAAAUGAGAGAGGCCAAGCGUCAGCAGCGCAAACUCAAUUUCCUCAUCACCCAGACGGAGCUGUAUGCUCAUUUUAUGAGCGGCAAAGCCAGCAUGGGGGGUCAAGGAGGGGACGCGGCUCAGGAGGAAAUUCUAAGAAAGCUCGACGACACUGCGGCCCAGAGACAGAUAGACAUUGGUGGAGGCGUGAUGGUCAACAUGGGACAGGAGGAUUACGAUAGUGAAUACUACAAGUCCCAGGCCCUGAGGAACGCCAAAGAAGCCUACCAGAUUCAUCAAGAGAAAACGAGAAUGUUUGAUGAGGAGGCCAAAGACAGCCGCAGUGCGUCUCUGCAUACAGCCACUGGCCCGUUCUCAGGCGCCGGCUCUGGGUUUGGAGAAAGCUACAGCCUCGCCAACCCAUCCAUCCAUGCCGGUGAAGAAAUUCCCCAGCCCACCAUCUUCAACGGCAAACUCAAGGGUUAUCAGCUCAAAGGCAUGAACUGGCUGGCGAACCUCUAUGAACAGGGAAUCAAUGGAAUCCUGGCAGAUGAGAUGGGACUGGGGAAGACAGUCCAGAGCAUUGCCCUUUUGGCGCACCUUGCAGAGAGAGACAACAUCUGGGGUCCAUUCCUGAUAAUCUCUCCAGCGUCCACGCUCAACAACUGGCAUCAGGAGUUCACCCGCUUUGUGCCCAAAUUCAAGGUGUUGCCAUACUGGGGAAACCCUCACGAUCGGAAGGUGAUUCGGAAAUUCUGGAGCCAGAAAACCCUUUACACACAAAAUGCACCAUUCCACGUGGUUAUCACGAGCUACCAGCUGGUCGUCCAGGACGUCAAAUACUUCCAAAGGGUCAAGUGGCAGUACAUGGUUCUGGACGAGGCCCAGGCACUGAAAAGCAGCACCAGCGUCCGGUGGAAAAUCCUCCUGCAGUUCCAGUGUCGAAACAGACUGCUGCUAACCGGGACGCCCAUCCAGAACACAAUGGCUGAGCUGUGGGCCCUGCUUCACUUCAUCAUGCCGACACUGUUUGAUUCCCAUGACGAGUUCAAUGAGUGGUUCUCCAAGGACAUCGAGAGCCACGCUGAAAAUAAGUCUGCCAUUGAUGAAAACCAACUUUCCAGACUGCACAUGAUCCUCAAGCCUUUCAUGCUGCGCAGGAUCAAGAAGGACGUGGAAAACGAGCUCUCGGACAAGAUUGAGAUCCUGACCUACUGCCAGCUGACGUCCCGGCAGAGGCUGCUCUACCAGGCUCUGAGGAACAAGAUCUCCAUCGAGGACCUGCUGCAGUCGUCCAUGGGCACGGCCCAGCAGUCUCACAGCACCACCUCGUCCCUCAUGAACCUGGUCAUGCAGUUCCGGAAGGUCUGUAAUCACCCCGACUUGUUUGAGCGCCAAGAGACACGCUCUCCUUUCCACAUGUCCAUCAAACCUUACAUCAUGUCGAAGUUCCUCUACCGCCAUGGCCUCAUACACUCGACUAACCAGGCCAGGAACAAAUUACUUCAAGUGCUGUUGUCUCCCUUCUCUCCAAACCACAUCCAGCAGUCUCUGUUUCACAGAAAAGGUGAUGACAAGGGAAGUUGUUUCUCCUUCCUGCGCUUCAUCGACGUGUCGCCUGCUGAGAUGUCCAACCUUAUGCUGCAAGGCACCUUAGCGAGAUGGUUAGCCCUUUUUCUGUCCCUGAAAGCUGCAUACCGGCUCCACUAUCAACGCCUGUUUGGCCUUGAAGAAGAGCGGCAGGAGGAGGCCAGAGACGGCGAGGGGAGCAGGGGCCGCUCGCAGCCCGGGAUUAUGUGUAUGUCUCACAAGGACCUGAUUCUGUGGCUGAACAGACCCACCGCCUUCCCCAACACGCACACCAGUCCUGUCCUCCAGGAUCUGGUGUUCACAGCAUUGAGGCCUGGCAUUGUGGGACAUGCAGAUGUGAAAAUCCACUGCAGAAGUUCCACUGCGUCCACGCUGCGGCCCUGCCGGCCCACCCUACCACCAAAGUUCCUGCUCGCUGCCACACCCCGGGUGACAGCAGUUCCCAUGGAGCGUUAUUGUGACGACCGCAGUGCAGCGUACGAGUGGCUGGUAACGCGCAGCGGAGGGGGCACUAUCUUCAAACAGUGUUUCCUCUACGGCUCCCCUGAACUUGCAUCAGCCUGGUGCACGAGGGCCAAUGCCUUCCACCCACAAUGCCCGGGGGGUGUGAUGGCACCGUGGCUCUACCCUCGUCACGGAUGGUCCUACAUUCAGAUACCUGAUAAGGAGAGUCUGAUCACAGAAAGUGGCAAGCUCCACACCUUGGACAUCCUGUUGAGUCGGCUAAAAGCGCAGGGACACAGAGUCCUCAUCUACUCCCAAAUGACACGCAUGAUAGACCUGCUGGAGGAGUACAUGGUUUAUCGCAAGCACACCUACAUGCGCCUCGACGGAUCCUCCAAGAUUUCUGAACGCAGAGACAUGGUGGCUGACUUCCAGAGUCGCACAGACAUCUUUGUGUUCCUCCUGAGUACGAGGGCCGGAGGGCUCGGCAUCAACCUGACCGCUGCUGACACUGUCAUCUUCUAUGACAGUGACUGGAACCCCACAGUGGACCAGCAGGCCAUGGACCGGGCUCACAGGCUGGGCCAGACCAAGCAGGUCACCGUCUACCGCCUCAUCUGUCAGGGCUCCAUCGAGGAGAGGAUCCUGCAGCGGGCCAAGGAGAAGAGCGAGAUCCAAAGGGUGGUGAUCUCUGGAGGGAACUUCAAACCAGACACACUCAAACCCAAAGAGGUGGUCAGCCUGCUAUUGGACGAUGACGAGCUGGAGAAGAAAUUGCGGCAGAGACAGGAGGAGAAGAGGCAGCUGGAGGAGUGCAGCAAAGUGAAGGAGCGCAAGAGGAAGAGGGAGAAAUACGCUGAGAAGCACAAGAAAAACGAGGAAUCAGAGAUCAAGAGGAAAAAGGAGACGAACCUCGUCAUCUCCCAUGCUCCCUCUGCGGACAACUCCAACCUCUCCGCAGAUGGAGAUGACUCCUUCAUCAGCGUGGAGAUGGACUCGGCCAUGCCCAGUCCCUUCAGUGAGCCUGUGUGUAUGUCUGUGUGUGCUCCUGUGCACGGCCAGAUCUCCCUGAGCAGCGAGCUCCAGCCUGGCUCGUUGCCGCCGGAUGCCGAUGCGGACGAGAGCAGCAGCGACAUGCUGGUCAUCGUGGACGACCCGGUGUCUUCUGCGCCGCAGUCCCGUGCCACCAACUCCCCGGCCUCUGUGUCUGGAUCAGUCUCGGACAACAUGAAUGGUGUGUCAGCAUCAGACACGAUCAGUCCUGGCAGAGGCCGGUCCGGGCGGAGUCGGGGGCGGCCCAAGGGGUCCGGAGGCGGGACCAAGUCAGGAGGAAAAGGUCGUGGGCGCAAAUCAACAGCGGGCAGUGCGGCUGCUAUGGCCGGAGCGAUGGCUGGCGCGGCAGCUGCAUCAGCUGCAGCUUACGCUGCUUAUGGCUACAGUGUUUCAAAAGCCGGCCUCGCCACGUCCAGCCCCCUGCAGCCUUCCCUGGGCCGGUCUGGCACCAGCCCAGCCUUCAACCCCAGCAGGAGCUCGUCCCCUCAGGCCAAAGGAGGCGCCUCCACCCCGAGUCCCCACAAACAGCUGUCCCACAGCCACCACCACAGCAGCCACGGUGGAGUCAGGAAGGGCAAGGGCCCCGGUGGUCCCGGGGCUCGAUGAUGCACUCGCACACACACACACACACACACACUCUCACAGCCGGCUCACUAUAGAACACGCAUACACAACACAUGAACACACAAAGAUAACUGACCUUCUCUCACUGUGAUCCCUACACACACACGCGCUACGCUUAAACAUAAAUAAAUAAGGAGUACAGUAUUUACAGUAACUGAGGCUCACUACCUGGAGGACCACGCAGCGAAUGAUAGGACCCUCUUCUUCCCACACACACGCAGUCAUUUGAAGGUACAGUCCCUACCAGCCUCCCCGUGUCUCGUGUCAGUUUUAUUUUAUCGUGUCCAGGUUAGUGGACAAAAUCUGCCUUGACUACUUUUUGUUUGCAAUUGUGACAACAGUAUUUCCAAGUGCUUUUUUCGAGAAGACAAACUGUACUUUUCUAUCCUUGACAGGAAGCUCUUUUGAUUUGCCACCACGCAGUAACAAUACAAUAAAGACGUGAACAAACGCGUGUAGCUUAAAGGGCUUUUGAAAUCCUUGUGUUUGCCAGCAUGGUGAGGCGAAGGAGUUUCUGUCAAAUGCACUGAGCCACGUCUUCCAUUUUGUGUGUGUGUGUGUGUGUGUGUGUGUUGUUGAUUCUCAUACAUGUACAUUAGGUUAUUUAAUUAUCCUGUACGUAUCCUCAGUGCAAACUGGUGAAGGAUUCUGCAUUUUACAGAAUUUAAUGUGGACCCACACUUGACCAACCUACACUUUACCAAACAAUAUGUCAACAGCUUUUCUACUAAAGCUCAUAUUUUUGUAAAAAAAAAGAUGUAAAGUGCCCAAACCAACAUUGCAGGUCGUAACAUUUUGAAAUAGAAAAAUUGUCCAUAACAUGUAUUACAGUACACAUGGAAAUGAAAAUUGAUUCUAUAUAUUUUUUGCCCAAUGGGAAAAUGAAUGAAUGAAUGGAUGAUGUAAAAAAUGAUAUUCCAAAAUAAGGUGUUCUGGUUGAUACGGCAAUGCUGCUAACGGUAAAUUUAGGAAUUUCACUCAGAUUAUUUGGUUUUCUAAUAUUUAAGUUAUUUGAGUUAUGUUGAAAGUGGGCAGUUCAUGACAAUUGUGAAUGAGAUAUUCACCUGUAAAACUAUGUAAAUUGUACUGAAGCCAUUUUUUUAAUUUUCAGAAGUUGCUUAUUGUGAUGAGGAGUCUGUGGUUCUCUUUGAUGUCAUUGAUGUUUUAGAAAAAGAAAAGGUUUGCAUCAGUGUCCUACGUUGAGCACUACAUCUGUUAUAUUAGAGGUUUGUUUGUUUUUGUGUUAAUAGUGUGAUUAAAAUAUGAUGUUCUAUAUUGAUGUAAAUAAUGAUGAGAGCAACGUUUUCCUCUGGCUUUUCCCUCAUUUGCCUGUCUAUUUUUAUAGGUCAUGUGUACAUACGAAGAAAUGCAUCUGCCAUUUUACUAACAGGAGGAGCCAACUGGAAAUAAAAGUGCUAAAUUGGC
Scophthalmus maximus (turbot) is the source of this 6594-nucleotide messenger RNA. It is a transcript of the gene ino80, whose product is annotated as INO80 complex ATPase subunit. Gene Ontology annotation, cellular component: nucleus; Ino80 complex. The record is from RefSeq and is a predicted model, not a curated record. Gene Ontology annotation, biological process: chromatin remodeling; DNA repair; DNA-templated transcription. Gene Ontology annotation, molecular function: ATP-dependent chromatin remodeler activity; ATP hydrolysis activity; DNA binding. The transcript is spliced from 37 exons. Lineage: Eukaryota; Metazoa; Chordata; Actinopteri; Pleuronectiformes; Scophthalmidae. Bases 373 to 5151 code for a protein of 1592 amino acids.